Cantharellus anzutake is the source of this 3835-nucleotide messenger RNA. Its product is annotated as coatomer WD associated region-domain-containing protein. The coding region runs from base 1 to 3612 and encodes 1203 amino acids. Lineage: Eukaryota; Fungi; Basidiomycota; Agaricomycetes; Cantharellales; Hydnaceae. The transcript is spliced from 15 exons. Gene Ontology annotation, molecular function: structural molecule activity; protein binding. The record is from RefSeq and is a predicted model, not a curated record. Gene Ontology annotation, cellular component: COPI vesicle coat. Gene Ontology annotation, biological process: endoplasmic reticulum to Golgi vesicle-mediated transport; intra-Golgi vesicle-mediated transport; intracellular protein transport.
AUGUUAACAAAAUUCGAGUCGAAAAGCAAUCGCGUAAAAGGUCUCGCAUUCCAUCCGGCACGUCCACUGCUUGCGGCUUCCCUUCACAAUGGAAGCGUACAGUUGUGGAAUUACCAGAUGGGUACACUGGUAGAUCGGUUUGAGGAGCACGACGGUCCCGUUCGCGGGGUCGCAUUUCACCCCACAAGGCCCCUACUCGUUACGGGAGGCGAUGAUUACAAAAUAAAAGUUUGGGACAUUCGGCCCCAAAAUCGAAGAUGCCUGUUUACCCUGCAUGGCCAUAUGGAUUACGUCCGAACAGUGCAAUUUCACCAUGAAAUGCCAUGGAUACUGUCGGCUUCCGACGAUCAGACUAUUCGAAUAUGGAACAGCACUUCACGCACCUGCAUAACUAUGUUAACUGGACACUCGCACUAUAUCAUGUCUGCACAGUUCCACCCGAAAGAGGAUCUCGUCGUUUCUGCAUCGCAAGACCAGACCAUCCGUGUCUGGGACAUCUCAGGUCUUCGCAAAGCUGGAGGGCCCAGUUCGCAUCAAAACAACUUUGACACCUUCGACACAAUUGGUACCGUCAAGUACGUCCUCGAGGGGCAUGAUCGGGGAGUCAAUUAUGCCACAUUCCAUCCCACACUUCCGCUCAUCGUCUCCGCUGGCGAUGAUCGUCAAGUCAAACUGUGGCGGAUGAGUGAAACCAAAGCUUGGGAGGUCGAUGCUUGCCGAGGCCACUUCAAUAACGUCUCCAUGUCCUUGUUUCACCCUCGCCAAGAGCUAAUACUUUCUGUUGGCGAAGACAAGACCAUCCGCGUUUGGGAGAUGGGCAAACGGACGUCCGUUCAAACGUUCCGCAGGGAGCACGACCGAUUUUGGGUCCUGACCGCUCAUCCCGAACUCAAUCUCUUCGCUGCUGGUCACGACAGUGGUCUCAUUGUAUUCAAACUUGAACGAGAACGACCCGCUUUUGCUCUUUACAAUGACACACUCUUCUACGUGCGCGAUAAAUAUGUUCGGCAGUACGAUCUCAAUACCAAGGCAGACUAUGGAGUCCUUAGCGUGCGCAAGCUUGGGAAUCAGUGGCUCCAGCCUAGGACUUUAAGCUACAAUCCGGCUGAGCGUGCCGUGCUGGUGACAUCGUCUACGGAUAGUGCCAUCUAUGAGCUUGUCGGGUUACCAAAAGAGGUUGGGUCUGAGGUGAAAGAUUCAACUUCAGAUGGAAAACGAGGGAAUGGCUCGAGCGUCGUAUUCGUCGCUAGGAACAGGUUUGCUGUUCUGGAGAAAGCCGCCCAGUCCAUCGCUGUCCGGGACUUAUCGAAUUCAACCACAAAAACCGUCAAGCCUCCCGUACAGACCAAUGAGAUCUUCUAUGGUGGUACUGGUUGUCUCUUCCUCAGUUCUCCUACCGCCGUCGUCCUGUACGAGCUUCAGCAGCAAAAGACUUUGGCAGAAGUGUCUUCCCCACCGGUUAAGUAUGUCGUAUGGAAUAACGAUGGCAACAUGGUCGCGCUUCUGAGCAAGCAUACAAUCACCAUUGCCAAUAAGACGCUCUCGCAAAGCUGUUUGAUUCACGAAACCAUCAGAAUCAAGUCUGGUGCUUGGGAUGAUACGGGAGCAUUCAUCUACUCCACUCUCAAUCACAUCAAGUUCUGCUUGCCUAACGGAGAUAACGGUAUAAUUCGGACCUUAGAGCAACCGCUUUACUUAGUUCGCGUCAAAGGCAGGAUUGUUCAUUGUUUGGACCGCAGUGCUCGACCGCAGCAACUUACUAUUGAUCCCACGGAGUAUCGGUUCAAGCUUGCCUUAAUCAGGAGGAAUUACGAAGAAGUCCUCAAUAUUAUACGUACGUCGAACCUGGUUGGCCAAGGCAUCAUAGCAUACCUUCAGAAGAAGGGUUAUCCGGAGAUCGCGCUGCAUUUUGUGCAGGACAAGAACACCCGCUUUGAUCUUGCCAUAGAGUGUGGUAAUCUUGAAGUCGCGCUUGAAACCGCUGAUUCCAUUGAUCGCCCCGAGAUCUGGAACAGACUAGCUCAGCAAGCAUUGAGACAAGGGAAUCACAAGAUCGUCGAAAAGGCUUACCAGCGGACAAAGAACUUCGAUAAAUUAUCGUUCCUUUAUUUGGCCAUCGGAAGCUUGGAUAAGCUUGCGAAGAUGCAGAAAAUUGCAGAUAUGCGCGGACAUCCUAUGUCCAAAUUCCAUACUGCCUUGUACGCUGGAGACGUAUUGGGACGCGUGAAAGUGCUUCGAGACGUCGGGUUAUAUCCUCUUGCAUAUUUGACUGCGCGUACGAAUGGACUUGAUGAAGUUGCAGCGGAGGUCUUACAAAUCACUGGCCUUACUGAGACGGACAUUGAAGAUCUCCCAUCCUUCGGCCGGUCUUCGCUAGGUCCUCCAAAGGUCAUCACUUCUACUGCUCAACGCAACUGGCCGGCUAUAUCACUUAGUGAGAGUGUCUUUGAAAAGGCACUCGUCAGCGGAGCAUUGGAGGCCCCCACGAAUCCCGAGCCAUACAUAAAUGGCCAUGUUGAUGGAUCUAGCGCAGGUCUUGGUGAAUGGGAGGGAGGAGGCGCAUUGACUGGUGAGGAUGGUGUUGAUGAUGGAUGGGCCCUGGACGAGGUUGCCACUCCAGAUGAUCAGACUAACGGCCAUCUUGAGGAUGAGCUCAAAGGCGAAGCCGCUUCUGCUCAGCCAGGUGUCAGUGAGACUGAGCUUUGGGUCCGUAAUUCUCCGUACGCUGGUGAUCACAUCGCAGCUGGAUCAUUCGAAUCAGCAAUGAAACUGCUCAACCGUCAGUAUGGUGUCGUUGAGUUUGGCCCGCUCAAGCCUCUGUUCCUCGCUGGGUAUCGUUCUGCCCAUGCGUAUAUCUCUUUGAAUCCUGUUCUCCCUCCACUUCCACUUCACAUCCGCCGCAAUCCUGAGGAGUCAUCACCCAGCAAAGCACUUCCAAUUAUGUUACAAUCUCUCCAGACGAUUAGGUCAUCAGAUCUAUUGGAAGCUUACAAGUUUGUGGCUGCGAACAAAUUACAAGACGCUGCUGCUGCGUUCCGUUCUAUUCUUCUUUCAUUAUUGAUUGUAGUGCCAACUUCGCCGAGCGAGGUGACCCAGCUCAAUGAGACGGUCGCCAUUGCCCGUGAAUACUUACUCGGAGUUUCUAUUGAGCUGGAACGCCGAAGAUUACUAGAACAGGAGCCCACUAAUGUCCGUCGCAAUCUGGAGCUUGCGGCAUACUUCACGCAUUGCGAGCUUCAGCCGCCUCACCUGAAACUAGCACUUCGAAACGCCGCCAAUGUACACACGAAAGCGAAGAAUCAUGCAACAGCCGCAAAGUUCGCCCGCCGACUGCUUGAUCUCAAGCCGGAUGCCAAGAUUGUUGCGCAGGCUCGACAAAUGAUCAACGAGGGAGACCGAAAUCCCAUUGAUGUCGUGGAAACUUCAUAUGACACUUUUACAGAGUUUAAAAUUUGUGCAGCAUCCUUCACUCCAAUCCUAAAGGGCUCACCAUCCGCAAAAGAUCCUUUCACUGGUGCUAUUUUCCAACCAGAAUAUAAGGGCCGCGUCUCGCCAUUAACGGGGGUGACUGAGAUUGGGAUACAAGCCACGGGAUUGCCUACGCCGCGAUGAAGGUUUUUGAUAGAUUUGAUAGCAGGUAGCUUUCGCGUAAUGUUUGUCUAGUAGUAAAGUAUUAUAAUCGGUACAACGGUGAAGCAUUGGAGUGUGAUGAAAUGCAAAGAGCGGAUAAGUUAUACUAAAAGCUGCUCGACCAGCGUUAUUAGUGUCACGGAAUCAGAUGGCGGCCGCUCCAAGCGAUGCCGAGCUCAAAUUAGAAGACGAGCGACUGAUGGAG